Molecule: messenger RNA, 912 nt
Organism: Paraglomus occultum
Lineage: Eukaryota; Fungi; Glomeromycota; Glomeromycetes; Paraglomerales; Paraglomeraceae
Source: the annotation of a GenBank genome assembly
AUGCCCCCAACCGCGUAUACGAGACCUUAUCGUCAAGAGUAUUCAGAGCCAGCGGCUCAAGCGAAUGGGCGCCGAUUACAGUUCAAGAAUUCUUUACCUCCUCGACCGUAUCAGAACUCGCGGACAAGUAUCAAGCAACAGGGAAAUAUGCAACAGCAGCAAUCGUUGCAAUAUCAGCAGCGUCAGCAAUAUCAGCAGCGUCAGCAAUAUCAACAACCUCAACAAUAUCAACAACCUCAACAAUACCAACGACCUCAACAAUACCAACAACCUCAACAAUACCAACAACCUCAGCAAUAUCAACAACCUCAGCAAUAUCAACAACCUCAGCAAGCUUACAACCAGAUACCUCCUCAAGCACCCCCACGCCGUCGACCACGAUCACAAACCUUACCAGAGCCCUUUUAUCAGUUCAUUGAAUCCGAUAUAACCGCAGAGCCACCCUUCGCUUUUAGAGGGGAACGUCAACCUUUCCCCGGGAACAGACCCCUUCCUAUCCCACCAUCUGGAUUUGUUCCACAAACCUUUGUGAUGCCUCCCGUAAAUUCUGAUCCCGCCGUUCCUUCCGGCCGGCUCUCUCAACGGUUUCAACCACAAUUAUCACCAAUAGUCGAGACCGAUACGCCCAGAUACCAACGACGUCGGCAGCCGUAUCCACAUCAGAUGAGACAUUCGGCAUCACUUCCGAAUAUACGUUAUGUAGAGAAUAUGGAUGCGCCCCCGGUGCCGUCACUUCCUGUACAGUAUGCGGCCCAGUUGACUGCACCAAACGGUUACCUGAAUCCGUAUGAGACGGCAGCGCCUUAUGAGGAACCGUCACCAACAUCAUCCAUGUUCGGACAUGCCGAGUCGUCUAUUGCAUCAUCACCACGAAGGGCACGGCCGAAAUCUUGGUCUUCACGGGGAAGUGGG